UUGAGAAUGAAGUUCCAUGUUAUUUGUCAUUCUACCCGCUCGUUUCCUUUCUACGGGAUUGAUCGGGGCGACCCAGUAGUAUGAGCUUCCUGCUACAUUGUGGUCUUCCCUCAGACUUCCUUUGCUCAUUUCCGAAUUAGUAUGGGGAAGAAAAGCAAGAAUACCGUGCAGACAGUCUGCUGAUGAGGAAAAUGUUGAAUCAAACCGUAAAAUCAUUUAUUUAAUGAUCUGCGGAGAACUAAAGGCAAUGGAGUCGAAUAUGGAAUCUAUCCAUCAGUCUUUUUUUUUUCAGCUGAAACAAGCUGAACACAAAGGAAUCAGCCGAAACUGAUCUGGUCACUGAAGAUGCUUCAUCAAAUAUUUACCUCAAACACUUUCCACUUGGCUUGCUUUUUGACCAAACCAGAUGGUCAAGAUUUCAGGAAUUUGGAUGAGUUAUGUUGGUCAAGUUUGUCAGUCCUCUCUCUACCUGAGAUUUCACUUACUGUGUGUAUCAUAAAAGCAUAACAAUAAGAGCCAUUAUGCGUGUCAGUUUUUUCCAUGCUCUGUUAACUGGAGCAAUAAUUUUAAACUUGCUCAUCCUAUAUUAUGUCUCCCGGGCCCAGCAGCAGAUGAUGGAGAAACGUCGGGAACAAGGUAAGGGCUUAAAGAAAGCCUCUCUUCCUGUGCCAGGACUGGGUAAUCUGGUCGGUGGAAGUAUAGUUGGAGGCGUCAAAUUGGGAGGCCUUGAGAGCAACACGCGUGGCCCUCGCAUCACAAUCCUUGUCCGUGAAUUUGAAGACUUUGAGAACUAUGUUGGUGAUGUUGCUCGCUCUUUUUUGCGCCAGAGACCAGAGUUGCCCUUCCUUGCUGUAGCCGAAAGUCCGCCCUACCCUCCGUUGGCUCUUCCCGAAGGAGCCCGGCUCCUGGUGUUGUCGCCGAGCCCUGACCAGCCUCCACAAACUCACCGUCCCGAGUUCAACGUGCAGACGGAAUUUGCUUUAUUAGUUCCAGACGGUGUGGAGCUGGACCACGGCCGACAAAUUGAGCGUCUCAUUCGGGAGCUGGAAGGAGAAGGUGGCGGGCCGGUCCGACUGGUUGCUGCGCCGGUGCUGACCCGCUCGGCAGUGCAAUGCCUGCACCUUCGGGUGAAUCUGCGGGAAUGGACCGCCACCUACACCCCUGCUGCCUCGGGGAGCAGUGGUAGCGUCUGCACAGCCCUCCAGGGAGACGCCGUGGUUCUCAUCCGUACCGAGGACCUCUUCAAUCUCUCUGUUCCUUUGGGUCGUCCCCUGAUGUCUUCCCUGUUUGUCCAAACAUCUCUGCGGGGAUGGAAGGUCAAGCUCCUGGAGGGACCUUCAUUCUCCGCCAGUCAUCGGCCGCUGUUUACCUCUGCGCACAACCAGUGGAAGGCGGAUAGUCGCCUGAAAGAUGCAACCAAUCACCUCUUGCGCAGCUUUGGCCUGAAGCGCGUGAUCUUGCCUGAUGGACGAGAUCAGUGGUUUGGCUGCAGUAAAGAGACGCCGCGAUGUUUCGGCACAGUGCGUGACGACACACCGGAAUACCUUUACGUGGAGCGCUGGACUCCACCCUGCUGCUUGCGCGCCCUCCGAGAGACCACCAAAUAUGUCGUCAAUAUCUUGGAGAGUUCUGGUGUGCGUUACUGGCUGGAAGGGGGUUCUUUGUUGGGAGCUGCCCGACACAAGGACGUAAUCCCAUGGGACUAUGACGUGGACUUGGGCAUCUACAUGGAGGACGUGCCGAAUUGCGACUACCUAAAGAACCUGGACUCCGGCUCACUGGUGGACGCUAACGGCUAUGUGUGGGAGCGAGCUGUCGAGGGUGACUUCUACCGCGUCCAGUAUAGUGAAGCAAACCAUUUGCAUGUAGACUUGUGGCCCUUCUACCCCCGUAAUGGAGUUAUGACCAGGGACACUUGGACUGAGCACAAACAAGACGUGGAGUUCCCAGAACAUUUCCUGCAACCUCUGGUGCCAAUGCCAUUUGCUGGCAUCACCGCUUAUGGUCCAAACAACCACCGUGCCUUCUUGGAACUCAAGUUUGGGGAAGGGGUUAUUGAGAACCCCCAGUAUCCCAACCCUGCCAAGAAAAGGCUGGACAGGAGUCGCGCGUUAGGGUCAUAGCAAGCAUUUUGCGCAAUACUGCGUUUCUGACAUUUAAAAAAAAAUCUUUGUAGAGUAUAACUACCAGACUAAAUGUUUUGGUCUUUGUCUGAACACUUGAAUGUUAGUGUUUCUUGCCAAUUUUAUUUAUUAUAUGUGUGUGUUAAAGUCUAAAUAGUCUAAAUAUACUGUGUAACGAUGGUAAUAAAGGUUUUUACACUGGCAUAAAGGUCAUAGCUUCUUUUUUUCAUAAUACAUGAUAUUAAACACAUAACAAAAGUUAAUAUUUUUUAACUGAUUGUGACAAGUUUUAAAAAGCCUGCAUCUUUCUUGAAAAACUGAUUUAUGUUUUGUAGGUCCACGAGUGAACCAUUUAAUAACCCAGUCAGCUCAAACCUUGAAAUAAUAACACCACUGGUUUUCAGAUGUUAUGGUCACUAUUAUACCACUAUGUAGAGUGUAGGAUGUUUUCAUUGACAUACAUGUUGAAAAAGACUGGAAUCCAUGACUUUUUGGUAAAUCUGAAAAGAAGCUAUACUGUUUCAUGCACCUAUUCACUUUAUUGAUACUUGCACCAGAUAGAUUAGACUGAUAUUGGUCUUGUUUUUCAUGUGUAUGAUUUGUUUUGUUUCUUUUUCCAUUUACAUAUUUAAAUUUUAGAUUUGAUUGUGAGACUGUUUUACUGAUUUUUUUUAACGAAUUGGACUGUUUUCUAUUCGUUCGUAUUUUGAUGUUGAUUUGUUUUGGCACCUUUGUUUCACAAAUGUUCUGUAUAGUACAUUACUUGCAUAAUGACAAUGAAAUAUUGAAAUGUAAAUGAUUAGGUAAUAACAAACAAUAACAUAACUUUACCACUUGCUGUGUCUUAACAUGUAAAUGCAUUUCAAAUGUCUGGAAAUUUCAAUAAAUCACAUGGAAUUAC
Molecule: messenger RNA, 3024 nt
Organism: Pimephales promelas (fathead minnow)
Lineage: Eukaryota; Metazoa; Chordata; Actinopteri; Cypriniformes; Leuciscidae
Gene: fkrp
Product: fukutin related protein
Biological process (GO): protein O-linked glycosylation via mannose
Cellular component (GO): Golgi apparatus
Source: RefSeq, a predicted model, not a curated record